AUGGCUGAAAAGACCAACAAGAACGAGUUCCCUAUUGAGGAGAUUGACGACAACUCCUGGAUGACCGGUCAGGUUGUCAUUUCUCGCCAUGCUUCUAAGCCAGAUGGCCCAUGCUGGGAUGAUGGCAAAGGCGCCUUCUUUACCAUCUCCGAGGCCCCGAGCCCAAAGCCCUCGACCCGGCCUCUCUCUGAUUCUUGCCCCAUCGUCGAACUGUCCUGUGGACCCAUAUAUACACUCGCAGGCAAUUUUCAGGUUGGCCACGCCUAUCUGACGAUUAAUCCCAACAUAGGAACCCCCGAGCACAUUACUCUGGAAAAGCUCGCCGAGAUGGACCUUUCGUUCAAGGUCCCAAAGGUCUACUACCACGGAGUCCACAGUGACAGAUAUUAUCUGGUCUGCAGCUCAUUCCCGUCGGGUCGCGAAUUGCUGUACGCCUGGCUCGAGACUGAUGAUCACGAUACCAGGUCACUUUGGGUGGCACAGAUUGCUGACGCCUGCCUGGAAUUGUCCAAAUUCCGCGGCAGCGCUAUCACUGCUAUCGACGGUGGCAUUCUAAAUGACCAUAUGUUGACGCGAGAGGUUGGAUUAGCUAGCGACAUGGACUAUAAACCCGAGAAGCUGCGCGAAAAUUGUUCAGAAAUUGGUCUCGACUGCUCUGAGCUCGCGUUUGCCUUCAACAACAUCCAGCCACUUGCAUUCACGGUCAACAACGAGGGUCUGGUAGGUAUCAGGUCCUGGAGUCAUGCUGGUUUUGUCCCCAGGGACUGGAUCGGAACAAAGGUGCGCACGAACGAUUUGAUGGAGUCGGCCGAUAUAUGUAAUAAGCUGUGGACGAAGGAGGAUAAGGCUUAUUGGUCUUACUACAUAGGGGUGGCUCUCAAGGAGAAAGGCUUCAAGGAGUUCUGGCACGAAUUCGCCACCUGGAAUUCCAAGAAUGUCGAACGACACAUGGAAAAGAUUGGAAAGGCUUGA
Fusarium mangiferae is the source of this 972-nucleotide messenger RNA. RefSeq lists its product as uncharacterized. Lineage: Eukaryota; Fungi; Ascomycota; Sordariomycetes; Hypocreales; Nectriaceae. The record is from RefSeq and is a predicted model, not a curated record. Bases 1 to 972 code for a protein of 323 amino acids. The transcript has a single exon.